UUGACAAGGUUUUUUUUCCCAAAGCCAUAAAGUGGAGGUGGGCACUCAGUGCUGAGAGGGAGCAUCGGUGCGCAACCUGCGGUGCUGUGUGUGGACGCAGCGCCGUGAGCCCCCGAAACAUCCCGGCGCAGCGAGCUGGAGCCCAGCGGGGAGCCUUUAAGAAGCAAAACCAUAUUUGUGCCACAGAAGGUUAAUUAGAGGGAAAAAAACCGAGUGUUUCAAAGAGCCUUUGGAAGUCCAGUUGUGAAGUGCCCGGAAUACCAGACUAAUUGGAGUCACUCCUCUCUUCCAUAUGCAUCUUCUACCCAAUGUCGUUAAAAAAGAGUUGGGAUUAGAGGUUGUACCUUGAAAAGGAAGUCUUCUAUUAACUGGUGAUUGCAUGAGAGGCUUAUUUGCCCUUGGCAACUGAAGAUGAUGUUGCUAUGGAAACUACUGUUACUACUAUCAUUCAUUGGCUGCCUAGCAGAGAAUGGCAAGCCACAUGGGCCAGUUUUUAUCCAUGAGCCAAAUGACGUUGUGUUUCCUGUGGAUUCUGAAGAAAGGAAGGCCACGCUAAACUGUGAAGCAAAAGGGAAUCCAACACCACAUUACAGAUGGCAAAGAAAUGGUACAGACAUUGACAUAAACUUGGAUUAUCGUUAUAGUUUGAUUGGUGGCAGCCUGGUGAUCAAUAGCCCAGUGAGGACCCAAGAUUAUGGAACCUAUCAAUGCUUUGCAACAAAUUCGUUUGGCACAAUCGUGAGCAAAGAAGCAAAGCUUCAGUUUGCAUAUCUUGAAAACUUCAAGGGAAAAUCAAGAAAUAAUGUGUCUGUCCGAGAAGGACAAGGAGUUGUGUUGCUCUGUGGUGCCCCAUCACAUUCUACAGAACUGAAAUAUGCUUGGAUAUUUAAUCAAUUUCCAACCUUUGUGGAACAAGACAAUCGUCGCUUUGUGUCUCAAAAAACUGGUAACUUGUAUAUAUCGAAAGUGGAGAUUUCGGAUGUUGGUGCUUAUAUCUGCGAGAUAGAAAACACAGUAACUAAUAAGAGGGUUCUGAGCCCACCCACUCCUUUGGUACUACGUACUGAUGGGGUAAUGGGUGAAUAUGAACCAAAGAUUGAAGUUCGUUUUCCAGAAAUAGUUUUUGCAGCAAAAGGAUCGACAGUGAAAUUGGAAUGUUUUGCUCUGGGAAAUCCAGUCCCAACAAUCAGUUGGAGAAGAAUUGGUGGUUCAUUUUCUGACAAGAUCAAGGCAAACAAAACAUAUGGUGUACUUGAAAUCCCAAACUUCCAGCAGAAGGACUCAGGCACAUAUGAAUGCACUGCUGAAAAUUCAAGAGGAAAGAACACGGCGAGAGGACAGCUGGUUUUUUAUGCACAGCCUAACUGGAUUCGGAACAUAACAGAUGCUUAUGUACCCAUUGAAGAAAGUUUUCAGUGGGUUUGCAAGGCAAAUGGAGACCCAAAACCUUCACACAGAUGGUUGAAGAAUGGUGAACCCCUUAUAGUAGAGGAAAGGAUUCGGGUAGAAAAGGGAGCACUUACCAUCCGUGCUGUUAACUUGUCAGAUUCUGGCAUGUAUCAGUGCCUGGCUGAAAACAAACAUGGAGUAAUUUAUCUCAGUGCUGAGCUUCGAGUUAUGGCAUCAGCUCCUGAUUUCUCAAUGAGCCCCUUGAAGAAAUUAAUAGCUGUUAGCGUGGGUGGUGAGGUCAUCAUUGAAUGUAAACCAAAAGCUUCCCCAAGAGCAACAUUCUCUUGGAUGAAGGGAAAUGUGAUUCUGCCAGAAAAUGAAAGAAGAAUUAUCCUGGAGGAUGGUAGUCUCAGAAUAGCUAACGUGACAAAGAAGGACGGUGGGCACUACACCUGCAUUGCUCGGAAUCCUUUUGGGUCAGCCAACAGCACAGGAACAUUGAUGGUGAAAGAUCGAACGAGAAUUACUAUUCCACCUUCGGAUAUGGAUGUCACAGUGGGUGAAAGUACAAUCUUACCAUGCCAAGUUUCCCAUGACCCUUCAUUGAAUGUUGAAUUCUCGUGGUCUUUUAAUGGACAACUUAUAGACUUCAGAAGAGAUAGAGAACAUUUCGAAAAGGUUGGAGGGCAGGGAUCCUCUGGUGAUUUGAUGAUCAGAAACAUUCAGCUUAAGCAUGCUGGUAGAUUUGUUUGCAUGGUCCAAACUACUGUGGACAGUGCGUCAGCUGCAGCUGAUCUGAUUGUCAGAGUUCCACCAGGUCCACCAGGGGGUGUGAUAGUGGAGGAAAUUACAGAUACCACAGCUCAACUCUCUUGGAGUCCUGGUAUUGACAACCACAGCCCAAUCUCAAUGUACACUGUGCAGGCAAGGACUCCCUUUUCAGUAGGUUGGCAAGCUCUUAAAACAGUUCCUGAGGUCAUUGGAGGUGAUGCUGUAACAGCAACUGUGAUCGACUUAAGUCCCUGGGUGGAAUAUGAAUUCCGAGUUGUUGCUAGCAACAGCAUUGGUAUUGGGGAACCAAGCUUACCAUCUGAAAAAUCAAGAACAGAAGAAGCCCUUCCUGAAGUAGGUCCAGCUAACGUAAGUGGGGGAGGUGGCAGUCGAUCAGAACUGGUAAUAACUUGGGAGCCUGUGCCUGAAGAGUUACAAAAUGGUGAAGGCUUUGGAUAUGUUGUUGCUUUUCGACCAAUUGGAGCAACAAGUUGGAUGAAGGCAGCAGUAACAUCAGCAGAUGCAUCAAGAUAUAUUUUUAGAAAUGAAAGUGUUCCGGCCUUCUCUCCCUAUGAAGUAAAGGUUGGAGUUUACAACAACAAAGGCGAAGGACCUUACAGCUCAGUAAUCACUGUGUAUUCAGCUGAGGAAGAGCCCACUGUAGCACCGUUCAAUGUCUCAGCCAGAAGCCUGUCAGCCUCUGAAGUCCAAGUUUUCUGGGAAGCUGUUCCUUGGGAGACAAACAAAGGAAAAGUGCGGGGUUAUGAGAUAUGGUACUGGACAGAUGAUGAAAAUGAAGAAGUAGCAAGCAAAGUGAGAUCAAAUGGAAACAAUACUUCAGCAAAAGUCACAGGAUUAAAGGGCAGCACCCUUUAUUACCUGGUAGUUACAGCAUACAGCAGUGCUGGAACAGGGCCUGCCAGUCUUCCAGUUAACGUCACAACGAAGAAACCACCACCAAGUCAAGCUCCUGGAAAAAUUUGGUGGAAAUCAGCUAGCUCCAGAGUUGUUCUAAACUGGGACCAUGUCAAAGCAAUGGAAAAUGAAUCGGAAGUGACAGGAUAUAAAGUUUCAUACAGAAAUAACAGACAAAGUAGUACAAAGGUGAUAGAAACCAAUAACACAUCUGUGGAACUUCUACUACCCGAUGAUGCUGACUAUAUCAUUGAAGUGAAGACAUUCAGUGAUGGUGGAGACGGAAUCAGCAGUGCUCAAAUCAGGAUCCCAAGAAUGUCAUAUUCAGAUGGUGGAAGAUCUGGAACCUCAGCAUCAAACACUUGUACACUGUCAGCCUUUAGCACAAUAGUGCUAUCUUUGUCAGCCAGAUCAGCAAUUAUGGUGAAAACAUACACUGACUUACCUGACAUCCUAUAACAGUCAAAGAUU
Pristis pectinata (smalltooth sawfish) is the source of this 3546-nucleotide messenger RNA. RefSeq names its product contactin-4-like. The record is from RefSeq and is a predicted model, not a curated record. Gene Ontology annotation, biological process: cell-cell adhesion; brain development. Gene Ontology annotation, molecular function: cell-cell adhesion mediator activity. The transcript is spliced from 25 exons. Bases 412 to 3534 code for a protein of 1040 amino acids. Lineage: Eukaryota; Metazoa; Chordata; Chondrichthyes; Rhinopristiformes; Pristidae.